This is a messenger RNA of Pollicipes pollicipes, 2486 nucleotides long. Its product is annotated as syntaxin-6. NCBI's taxonomy places the organism in Eukaryota, Metazoa, Arthropoda, Thecostraca, Pollicipedomorpha, Pollicipedidae. The transcript has 5 exons. The record is from RefSeq and is a predicted model, not a curated record. Bases 1720 to 2097 code for a protein of 125 amino acids.
UUAUGCUCGUCUGGGUCAAGCAUAAUGCCAGAUUUAGCCCUAACUGAACUGUUCUUCUGAAACAAUUAAUUGGUGUGUGCCAUAUCAGAGAAUGUCAGUUUGUAACAAUAAGUUUUCUUUUGCUUUUAAUUUGUUGUGUGAGUUGGAACCAUACCUGGAAAACUGUCUCACUGCCUUCUUCUUGCUCUUUUGUUGUAGUUUUAUGCUUAAUCAAAAUAUCACCUUCCAUUCUAUGCAUAAGAAUAUAUACUUGCCUCUUGUGGCAGCAGACAGCCAAGGUACAUAAUGGGCACCAGUAAUAUAUUUUCUGAUGCAUAUCAAGGGCAGCAAAGCACAUGAUGCAUAAUCCAUGAUGUUCUCAUCCUUAUCAUCAUGUGUUACAUGCAUCAUACUGGAGGAGUAAUAUCAUUGAUGCUGUCAGCUGAGGUGCAUUACAUGUCAUUAAAGAGAGUAUUAAUAUAUUUUUGAACUACACCUUUCACUUGAGGUGUAAUUUCACAAAGUAAAUUAAAUGUCUGAAGAGGGAAAAUAGCAAGCCUGCCCACAGAAUGCACAGAAAACAGGGUUCUUCCUGGAUUUGACUCAUUUGUUCUCAAAGUUAUUGGUGGCUGGACUGCUCCCUGACCAUAGUUACAGUGUUAUGGUGAGAUUAUUUAAGUAGUACCAUCUCCAGUCAAAUAUUUUACAGCCACCCUGCUGUGCAAUGAGAAGGAUUAUGGGAGUGUGGCAGAGGAGGGUGCAUAGCAUGACAAAUCACUCACAUGCCUAUGAGAUAUGCGGAAAGCCAGGUUUAUUGUCAGAUUUGGCCCACUUUCUCAGCAAAGUUGGGGGGUUUGCCCAUCACCAAAUGAAUGGGAAGCCCAACCCCUGAGAGCCACUCUCUGUAAAGCUCUCACUGAGGUGUCAAAUGCCAGAAUUCAAUACCAGAUAGCACAACUCCCUCAUAUGGAUUGCAGGGAGGUUAAGUACUGUACCUGUAUCAUAGAUUUUCACAUAAUUCAAUUUUAAUCAGGCAUCAUCCAAUAGCAAAACCACUCCUAAAAUAUAAAUAAAAUUGCUGCUAAAAUUUAUUUUUUUUCAUUUCUGCUCAAGUACAAUAUGAUAUUGCCAAAGCCUGCCAUGGGUUGCCAGGUGAGAACAGGUUUGGGGGCAUGGUCUGCUUGAAAUGAGAUAACUAUGGCUUUCCUUUCAUAAAUUUUAAGUAUAGAAAUGGUUGUCAAGCCAAACACAACUUAGUACCCGAAAACUAGCAAACUGCCAAAUUAUUACAUGCAUUUGGCAGGUGUAUGCUAGGUGAUGCCACUUAUUCAAACAGAAGGCCUCCCUGCAUUUUAAGAAUAGGUGUGAAAUGUUCCUCCCUUUUUCAUGGAAAUGAUGACACUUAAGACAAUAUUAGCUCUCUGCUUCAUCAUGAAAGCAGGGUUGAGGCAUGCCCAGCACUAUAGUGAUGCCCUACAAGAGUUCAACUGUAAAAAUGGCCAUUUACCUAGCUCUUCCUUCUCUUAGCUCUCAAACCUUUGCACCAUUUGUCCUACUGCUGUGCUACUGGCAAGAUCAGAACUGUCUGAGCUUGCAGAGAUAAGUGCACCUCUGGUGAAGGAACAGAAGACAGACAAAGGAUAGUCCAAAAUAUAACAGAGUAAACAACUCUUUAGGCAUGCUUUUUGGACUUCAACUGGAUCGGAACAAAUUCAAGAACGCCAGUUGGUUUCAACAGAAAUGGAUAGAGAUCGGUCUGCCAGACAGCCGCUGCUGGGCAGCGACGGCGAGGAGGAGGGUGGCGUCGGCUCGCCGCGGCGCCUGCUGCAGCAGCAGCGCCGGCUGGCCGGCCGGCAGGACGAGCAGCUGGAGCGGAUCGGCGCCUCGGUCGGCACACUGCGCACCAUGUCACGCCAGAUCGGCACCGAGGUCGACGAACAGAACGUCAUGAUUGAGGACAUUUCCCAUGACGUUGACUCAGCGCAAGGCAAAAUGGAGACCACCAUGAACAAGAUGGCCAAGGUUCUUCGGAUAACGAACGACCGUCGACAGUGGACGGCGAUAGCUGUGCUAUCGGGCAUUCUCGUCAUCGUCGUGCUGCUGUUCUUUCUCCUGUGACGGGCCGGCCGACCAGCGGCCGUGUGCCGGCGCCGCCGCCGGCCGCCCGUGCUCCCGGCCCGCGCCGCCCGGGAGGUCCAGCACGCGAUAUGCUCACUGUGAUAGUGCCGGCGCGGCGAGCGGCAGGGUGCCCCACACUCGUGCGGGGACGGUCGAUGCCUGUGUUCGACGGUCCCCUCUAGUCAGCGCCGGUCGCGGAGCUGCGCUCGGCCGCGCUCAGCCGCUGGUCGUGGUACGUGGCCUAUCACUGGCCGCAACAGCGCCCGUCGGCCCACAUCUGACCUCACCAGUGUACUUACUGUCGUCGUGCCGACGGACCAACGCCACGAUUACAGUGGACGGUUGGAAUGCGAGGGACCAUCUGUCGCCCGGGCGUGGUCGGCUGGGGA